Molecule: messenger RNA, 5076 nt
Organism: Pungitius pungitius (ninespine stickleback)
Lineage: Eukaryota; Metazoa; Chordata; Actinopteri; Perciformes; Gasterosteidae
Gene: ubap2l
Product: ubiquitin associated protein 2-like
Exons: 30
Coding region: 204-3818 (1204 amino acids)
Cellular component (GO): nucleus; cytoplasm
Molecular function (GO): protein binding
Source: RefSeq, a predicted model, not a curated record
UUAUAGUGCGAGCGAGUCGGUUCGCUAUAUUCCCCCAACUUAGUUGUAUCAACUUGGGGUUCAGGAAUUAUAUCCCGUCCUGAAUCCGACUAGAAGGUCGACAACGAGACCACUUGUCGGUCGGUUGUGUGGCAGUGUCAAAUAUUGAGCCGGGUUUCUGGUGUUAUUCUUUUUGUAAAUACUGUUAUUUGUAUAUACUGUAAAUGAUGACGUCCAUGGGCGGGAACCGAGCCCGGGGCAGCUGGGAGCAGACACCUGGCCCAGCCCAGAGUCAAACACAGCACAAGCAGAGGCCUCAGGCCACUGCAGAGCAGAUCCGACUUGCGCAGAUGAUUUCUGACCACAAUGAUGCAGACUUUGAGGAAAAGGUCAAACAGCUGAUUGACAUCACAGGCAAGGACCAGGAUGAGUCUAUGAUCGCGCUGCAUGAUUGCAAUGGAGACGUCAACAGAGCCAUCAACGUGUUGCUAGAGGGUAACCAAGACACUGACUCCUGGGAAAUGGUGGGAAAAAAGAAAGGUGUGUCAGGCCAGAAGGACACUAGCCCAGCAGAGACCGGAGAGGAUGGAAAGGAGAACAGGGAGAAAGUAGGAGAGAAGGAUGUAGCACGUCGCCGCGGUGGAGCUCCACGCAGGGGCCGUGGAGCCACCAGGGGACGAGAGUUUCGUGGUCAGGAAAAUGGCCUGGAUGGAGCCAAGGCUGGAAUAGCUGGCAGGGGGGCAGAGCGAGGCCGACGGGGAAGAGGCAGAGGAAGAGGGACUAUUGGACUGUCUGGACGGCGUGGAGGCAGGUUUUCGGUGCAGGGCAUGGGCCAGAUUGAUAAGGGGCCCAGAUAUGAUAUUGCAGGAGGUGAGAGAACAUUCAACCCUGCUGACUAUGCAGAGCCAGCCCAGACAGAAGAAAGCUAUGGAGGGGGCAGCACCUGGAACAACACAGGAAGCACAGAGCCCGAGGAAGGUGCUAGGUUGGAAUACGCUGCAGGAGAGGGGACAAAUUACCCGCCCAAGUUUGACUCUGCUCCUGGUGCUUGGAGGUCUGCCACUGAGGAGUGGGGCACUGAGGACUGGAAUGAGGAUCUUUCAGAGACCAAGAUAUUCACAGCUUCCAGUGUGGCGUCUGCCCCCGUGCCUCAAGAGAAUGUAACCAUCACCAAAGGACAGAGGAUUGACCUUGCAGUGCUCCUGGGGAAGACUCCACCCUCCUCCUCUUCAGAGACAGAAAACCCCCCCAUGGAGGCCGCACAGCCCCCGUCCUUGUCCCAGUCACUGGUUUUUAGCAACUCCAAGCAAGGAGUGUCGCUUUCCCAAACAUCGUCCAGCACCCCUUACACCCAGCACAGCAUGGUCAGCAUGCUGAACAAGGGUUUUGGGGAUGUGGGGGAUGCUAAAGGAGCUAGCACGGGGACCACCGGUUCUCAGUUCCUGGAGCAGUAUAAAACAGCCCAGGCACUGGCCCAGCUGGCAGCCCAGCACUCCCAAACUGGACCUCCGAACACAACCCCUUCAUCCUGGGACACCAGUACCACCUCAAUGGGACAGUACGAUCUGAAAACUCAAGCGGAGUCUGCGGUCCAUUCGCCCUUUACAAAGCGACAGCCCUACCAGGUCGCCACCUCAACCUCGUCCAUGUUGGAUGUUUUCCUGCAGGACAAAGGCCUGCCUCCUUCCUCAUCGUCUUCUUCCAUGCCACGACAAACAACAUCGUCACCCCAUGUGGUGCCUCCACCUGCCUCCUCCCUUCCCAAAAUGGCAGCAAUUCCUUCACUUGGUCAGCAAGUUUCCCCAAGUUCCUCAGAUGCCCACGGUUCUAGUCCACUGCCAUUGCAGCAACAUAAACUCAAACAGCAGAAGAAGAAGACUUCCAUUACAUCAAAGAUUCCUGCAUUGGCGGUAGAGAUGCCUUGCUCAGCCGACAUUACAGGGCUCAAUCUUCAGUUUGGAGCUCUGCAGUUUGGAUCAGAACCAGUUCUGCCAGACUACGAGUCCGCGCCCGUCACCACUACACCAUCCAGCCAGGUUCAGAACAGUCUGUACACUAGCCCCGGCAGUGAGUCAAGUGCAGCUCUCUCCAACCCCAGUCAGAUGGACCUGUACGAUCAGAGAGCUGCCCAGACUCGGCGCUACCCUCCCUCCGCCUCUCCCUCCCCUCAGAAGGAUAUGCAGCCCAAGAAUGGCUUCAGUUCAAUGCAAACUUCACAAUCUGUGGAAGCUGCAGCGGGUUCUGCAGUAUCGGGCAAGCCAGGCUCUGACUCGGUGCCGCCUGUCUCCAGUAUUGGCUCCUUGGUUGACUGUAGCUCUGCCUCCAUGUUGUCUGCAUCCAAUCAGACGUCCCUCGGCGGUUUGGGGCACAGUGAAGACCAGCCUCCAAGCACCCACCCCCCUCCGCAACACAACAACUCUCACCCAUCACAACAGAACAGCCACAUCCCAUCUUCAGUCCGGUCAUCUAACUCAGGCCUUCUGCAUCACAGCAUAGACGGUGACUCGAGUCUGCACUCCUCCUCCUUCCCAUCCUCAGUUUCCGCCGGGCCAUCAUCAGUUGUCUCCUCAUCCUCGGUGGCUGCCCAGGUGUCACUAGGGGGCCCUCAGGGCCCCUCCGUAGGCUCUGGCACGGUGUUAGCCCACUCUGGCCUCGGCCCCGUCAGCAGUCUGACCAUGGGCCUCAACGCUGCAUCCAUGUGUGUCCCAGCUGCUGCUGCUGCUGCAGCGGCCGCCGCUGCUUCCAUCACCUCGGCAAUGCCUUCUUUAGCUACUUCGUCAUCCUCACGGAACUCUGGGGCAUCCUCAGGGAAACCACCUCCCAACCUGCCACCUGGAGUGCCCCCUCUACUGCCCAACCCAUACAUCAUGGCCCCUGGUCUACUGCACGCCUACCCUCCCCAAGUGUACGGCUAUGAUGACCUGCAGAUGCUGCAAACAAGAAUACCGCUGGAUUAUUACAGCAUUCCGUUUGCAACUCCCACGACGGCACUGACUGGCAGAGACGGCGGCCUGACAAACAACCCUUACUCUGGUGACUUAUCAAAGUUUGGUCGAGGCGACGCAUCAUCCCCGUCUCCAGCCACCACCUUAGCUCAGACCCAACAGACACAGACGCAUCACAACACGCAGCAGCCCUUCCUCAAUCCGGCGCUGCCGCCUGGUUACAGCUACACAAGCCUCCCUUACUACACUGGCAUGCCAGGCCUGGCCAACACCUUCCAGUAUGGACCUGCUGUGUUUCCGGUGGCUCCUACCUCGUCAAAGCAGCACGGUGUGAACGUUGGCGUCAAUGCAUCAGCCGCUCCCUUCCAGCAGGCUGGUGGCUAUGGUUCCCAUGGAUACAGUACUGGCUAUGAGGAUGUGGGCCAGGCUUCAGGGAGUGGGGAUUUCUGUAAGGGCGGAUACGGCACUGCCGUGGCCGCUGCCGCUUCUGCUCAAAACAAGCCAGCCAGCUCUGUCACCGGGCCGGGAGUCGGAGUUUCUGUGACAUCAAGCAACACAGGGGUACCAGAUAUUUCAGGGUCUGUUUACACAAAGACGCAGCAGUCGUUUGAGAAGCAGGGUUUCCAUGCUGGCACACCCGCAGCUCCGUUCAGCCUGCCCUCGGCUCUGGGCAGUGGGGGACCCAUCAACCCCCCAGCGGCUGCUGCCUACGCCCCAGCCCCCUUCAUGCACAUCCUGGCACCGCACCAGCAACCCCACUCGCAGAUUCUGCACCACCACUUGCAGCAGGACGGACAGAGCGGCACCGGACAGCGCAGCCAGAAUGCCUCCAUUCAACAGAAGUCUCAAAUCAACAAGUCGGCGUACAACAGCUACAACUGGGGAGCAAACUAACAUCAACUCCCUCUCCUACCCCCCCAAAGCUGUUGACCGAAGCUCGCUGGGGGCUCCUCACUCCUUCCGCAAACAGCCUCCACAUGUAAUCUUCCUUUGCCCCCCCCCCCCUCCCCCCCAGGAGAACCUGCACUCUAGUGAUGCAUGGUGGGGCGGAAGGGACAAAGGGGCUUAGAAAAUAGGGAAAAUCUGAGCUAAAUGGUUAAUGGUUAGAAAUACACCGUCAAGAGGUGAAAUACUGAGUGUUGGGAAUUUGUAUUGUUAAUUCUUCAACCUCACCCAUUUUCUUUGACUUGUAUGUAACAUAGAACUGUCAUUCUAAAGGAAUGAACAUCUCCUGUAUGGUUUUCUUCUUUUUUGGUACUCUCCCUCAUUUUUUACUUGCAGAUGGGGAGGAAUGAAGUGAUAUCUAAAGGUGGGGGAGCAGGCUAGUUUUAUAUUUCACACCCUCAACUCCCCACUCCUUUAUUUUUUUUUUGGUGGAACACAAAUACCCAAAUGCAGAAAUUUGCUUAAUUGCUCUUGAAUGUUUUUUUUUUUAAAUGUAAUUUUAAUUUUGAAGAAACAAUUCUCUAAAUUGGUAGAGUUGUGAAGUUUAUUUUUUACCAAAUAUAGAUAUAUUAUAUAUAAAGGAAUAUAAGAAAGCUCACUGGCUUGGACUGUGAGGAAAGUGUGUUUGUCAUGUGACUGCGUGCAUGUUUGUACACACAGGGGCUGUGGUUGUGUACUGUGCUGUUUUUUUCCUAGCACAGAAUUUUUCAUUAUCCACCACUGUACAGUAACUGUUCCCAUGAAUUAUAAAUAUGUUGCAUAAAGGCCCCACCUAUUCUGAAAGAGAUAUUGAAUGAUUUCCAAGGCCAAUACACACCCAAUCUGCCUUCCAGUGUGUGUGUUUUUCUUUUCUUUUUUUUAAGCCCCCACCACCACCUCUGCUCCACCACCUUUCACCCAUUUAAAGGAAACUUGCAGCAUUGAAUAACGAUGGACAAAAUUGUACUUUUUUUGUUUUUUGUCAGUGAUUUAUUUUUUCUUUUUGUACUGUGUGUUUUAAAAACAAUUUAAAUGGAUAAACUUGUCUUGUACAUAUAAAAAAAAACAAGUACUGUAGUCACUGUUUGAUGGCUUUAUUCUUUCCCCUGCAGACUUGUUAGCUUUUUGUUUCAUGUAUUUUUAUUUUGUAAAAAUUUAUAAAUAUUAGGUAAAUAAACUAGAAGACAUUUUCAUCAUUUUGGAUGUGAACGUCUUAUAAGAAACUUUC